ACUCAAUGACAGUCUAAGACCAUUCGGGUGGUUUCCUUCCAUUCCAGGCAUGAUGCACACCAAGAUUCCACAGAAUUAUAUAAAUUGUUAACCCAUAUAUCCUUAAACUGCAUGUAUGAUAAUAUAUAAUAAAAGACUAAAACACGUCGUGCAACUACCGAUUUUAGGAGAGACGCCGCUAUCAUGUCAGGAGUAAAGGCAUGCUUACAGCCAAUAGAGGGACCUGCUCGCGUUGGUGGAGAGUAUGGUGCUGUAUCAGGCAGCAGCCCAAACUGGCGCGGUAACUUCUGUGACUUAGGGAGGUCGCACAACGCUGGACCAUCAUCUGAGUUCGGCUCACAAGGUUUCGCGGUUUGGGAGCAAUCCUCAGCUGUUCGUGAACCCGGACUAAGACGGCACAUAGAGCAGCCUUGUUCCAGCAGCUAUGCGGAGCCGACGGUCAUGGGCGGCCACACAUCCUACUACGGACGGCGAACUGUGAGCGACGCGUCUGAAGCAACAACAUAUCGGCGAACGCUCAAGUUGAUUCCGGAGCCUGUACGACCUGAGCGGCCGGAGGGCAAACGCAGCAUCCCAGAGCCCCAAGGCCCCAUGCCGCUGCACCCACGCGGCAUGCGCCCGCCGCCGGACGAUGUGCGAUACCGGCCAGCUGGCGGACUGGCAGAGCCGCCGCUGCCAAAACUGGGUCGCCCUGACGGCAUAACCGGGUUGCGUGAGAGCGACAAAGAAACCAACUUUGAUGCGUCGCUGGGCCGAAAAAUUCGUGUCGGGCCAGACAGCUACCGCGGCUUGGGGCGGGCUGGCGACCGGAGCCUCGUGUACGGCGCUCCAGCGCGUGUAGAGGAUGAUCCGACGUACUACCGGUCCAUGAAGGAUUCGCCCACCUUCAUGCGGUUUUGCAACAGCCUUCCGCCCAAACCGGCGGUUAGCCCACACCAGCGGCGGGAGGAGGGCAUGCGGCGGCAGGCGGAGCAGGAGAAGCGCCGUGAGGAGGUGCUGGUGUCUACGUUAAACAUUGAAGGGGUGGUGGAUGAGGACUGAGUAUUGAACGUGGCCCAGGGUUUCUUCUGACACAGAGGAGUAGGUAGCAGGGGUCAGGGAGGAAGCCUGUGUACGCGGGCGGGGGACUAGGGGCCAAAGGCUGACGGGCUGAGCGAUUUCGCAGGAAGUAGGCUGGCUUUAGGUAAUAGCCGCUGCGCAAUUAGCUAUGUUCAUAGUCAGAAUUCACUUAGCACUACCGGUAAAUGCUGCGGUACCAGUUGCCUUAAUCCAUCGUCAUGCUAUCGACGUACGGCACUUACAGUGCCGACAGUAAGCCGCUGCUGCGGAUGGCCUUGUAAAGCUGUAAACGACAAAAUCUGCGUUUGCAGCUUGACCUCUGACCAUGUUAUGAGCCGUUUACCCAGCCGUCACUAUUGUUCGUGUUGUCAGUGUUUACUAACCAGAAAGCGAUUUGAGCAAGGAAGAGCUGUGGUAUACAUGCCAGGACUCUUAAACGUUUAACAUCUCAUAGUUAGCUGUUAUACCGCUGUCCUUUCUUUCAAGUUAGGCUAGCAUUUUUUGUGUGACGGCUAAAGAUGAGCCUUCGGAAAGCAGCAAGUCAAGCGGGGCUACUUGGCGUGGCGGCAGCCUCGUCAUCGAGCGCUGGCUGCUCAUCGUCAACGUCUUCUAGCGUACUCGAAAUGGGCCGAGCACUGCAUAGGAUGUUUCUUACAGCUGCGGUACCAAAAGGCUACAUCCAGACGUGGGCGGAGGUGCGGGGCCGGCAAGUGGAGCCAUUUAAUGUUGUCCAGCAAGAAGUCGAGGUCGUUUCCGAACGGUUGCGUCAUAGCGUAGCGACUGGCAUCCCAGCGCUCAAAACCGCAGCUGAGUACUUUUUUCGUCGUGGCAUCGAGGGCAAGCGCCUACGGCCAACGCUGGCGCUGCUGAUGGCCUCAGCGCUAUCGCCAUCAGCACCUCCCCAGGAGUACUUGCAGGUGGAUAUUCGGCCCGCGGACGAGCACGCACCGGAGUUGCGGAGGCGGCAGCAGCGCAUAGCGGAGAUUGCAGAGCUAAUCCACGUGGCAAGCUUGCUGCACGACGAUGUGAUUGACGACGCCCAGACACGGCGCGGCGUCGUGUCGCUCAACAACGUCAUGGGCAACAAGACGGCCAUCCUGGCGGGAGACUUCCUGUUGGCGCGUGCGUCCGUGUCCCUGGCCGCCCUGCGGAAUCCGGAGACGGUGGUGCUGAUGUCGCAGGUGCUGGAGCACCUUGUGUCCGGCGAAAUCAUGCAGAUGACCGCCAGCAACGAGCAGCUACUGGACCUGGACCACUACCUGGCCAAGACCUACUGCAAGACGGCGUCGCUCAUGGCCAACAGCGCACGCUCCAUUGCGGUGCUGGCGGACUCGGGGAAGGAGGUGUGCGACAUGGCGUGGAGCUAUGGUCGCCACCUGGGCCUUGCAUUCCAGGUUGUGGACGACCUGCUGGACCUGACGGGCAGCAGCUCCGUGCUGGGCAAGCCGGCGCUGAACGACCUUAAAAGCGGCCUGGCCACGGCGCCGGUGCUGUUCGCGGCGCAGGAGGAGCCAGAGUUGCGACCGCUCAUCCUGCGGCGCUUCAAGCACGACGGCGACGUUGCCAAGGCCAUGUCGCUGAUUGAGCGGUCACAGGGCAUCCGGCGCGCGGAGGAGCUCGCGGCGCACCACUCCAAGAUGGCCGCGGACAUGAUCCGCUGCCUGCCUGCUGCGCAAUCCGACCACGCGGAGAUUGCACGGGAAGCGCUCAUACAGAUUACACACAAGGUCCUUACGCGCAAAAAGUAAAGGGCCUUACGAUGAGGGCCUCACGGUGAUCCCACGGAUGGUCUGCAACGCUGUUUGUGCUGACGGGGAGACUUGGUUUGUCUGGGCUACAACAACGCUGCUAUGCUGACUUACGACGAUCAGCUUAAGACGUGACGUGUCGGGUUACGGUACCGUUAGACCUUAGGAUGACCCAGAUGGCUGAAAAGGGGAAUACGUGUCUAGACUGCCGACAAGAACCCAGCAAUGCGGCUAGGCUUGGCUUGGAAUGGCUGGGCUGCUAGGCCGGGGGAAGGCCUGUUGGGGUGACUGUGGCUUAAGCCAGACAUGACAUAACCGGGUGACGCGGUAUGUAUCCGCAGUGAUGUGUACGGAUAACACUUUACUGAAAUGACAAUUGUAGGCGCGUCCCGUAGCGUUGGUGGAAGGUGGCAUGGGGUGUUGUGGCCAGCAUGUCAACACAGGGCCUUCUCGACCGUGCUACCGGCAACUGUAUGCCUGCGACAUUGUAGCUGUGUUGACGGCGUUUACACAUGACUUAUUUCAUUGUCAGGGCAUGACGAGCCAGUCGUAAACUUGCAGUGGUGAUACUACGUAGGUGUUCUUAGGCGCAUGGGAGUGCAUGGGAACGCUGGUGUUUGGUGAUGUGCACUGAUAUACGCUGUCGUGGCGCGUGCGUAUCCACGCGGGUUCGUGGGGGAUGCUGGGAAGGUCACACCGCGGCAGGAACGGGCCCAUUUUUAAGCGCUGGUAACAUACGCCGUUAUGCUACAAGAGCUGCACACUUUUGAGCGUUUCCAUUUGUACUUUUGUUUGCAAUGUCCCGCUUCGCAGAGCGGGAUUGCACUGGUGGCAUGUGUAAUUGAGUGCAACUGCCAUCACAUGGGAACUCCGAUCAGUACUCUAUAGAGGAAUGUGUUACUUAUAAUUCCGUGUACUGGCAUUCUUCCACACAGCUACGCAUACUAAGUUAUCUGGACGCCUUGCCGAUGCGAGAAGACGAUCCUCACAACAACUGACAUAAGCUCCACGAUGUCUGCAGCAUCAAGGAAAAGUGACCCCUUUAAUUUUGAUGACAUAUACCGUCAGGCAGGCGUGGAGGAUUUGUUCGUGAAGAAGACCUUGGGCGAGCUGAAACAAAAGCAGGCAUCGCCUGGUCCCGUGCCGGCCUCUUCACCUGCUCGGCCUGUUGCUGCAUCUUCACAAGCAACCAAGCCCGAUGCCUUUAACUUUGAUUUGGACUUCCUAACAUCAGUCACCACACCCGGAGGUGGCGCGCCACCAAACUCCUCGUUCCAGGGCGGCACGGCGAAGCUAACGGUGGCCAGCAGCCAGCAGCGGCCUGUGAUUGCCCCGGCGACACGUGCGCCACAGGAUGAUCCGUUUGCACUCUUCGAGGAGGUUCCUGGAGCAGCCCCCGUGCAGCGGCACGCACCGCCUCCAAUCAAAACUUCAGCACCGACAGGCGGGUUAGGCAACCUGCUGGACUUCGACGACGGUCAAGGCUUUGCACCCGCAGCCCCAAGUUCCGGAGCAGCUGCCACGUCAGGGUCCACGUCGGUGAGCAGUCAGCCGGCCCGCCCAGCACCAACGCCUGUUACCGAGGAGCGGCAGUUGCAGCUGCAGCCAGCCGCGCUUCCUAGCAGGCCUUCGCCCGCAGCGACCCAGCCGCCACCAUCGCCAGCACCACAGGGGGCUCCACCUGCCCCCGCUCCGCCUUCGCCACCGCCCCCUGUGGCGCCGCCUUCGCCGCCACCUCCCGACUAUUCAGAACACGAGGAGCACUACAUGGCUCCUCCGGGCCUUGCUCCCCCUCCGGGCCCAGCGCAGUGGCAGCAUGGCGCUAAUGGCGGCCCCGCACCCUCGUCGGUCCCCCAUGCAGCAGCACAAGCCCCGGACUGGCGCCAUGACUAUGGAAAUUCCGCAGGCUCCGGCUCCUACUUUACGUCCCAUGGCUCCUCGGCCGGCGUGCCGUACUCCCCCCCUGCAUCCUCAUCUGCCGUGCCGUACGGCAGCCAUGGGUCCCAUGGGUCGGCCGGCGGCGGUUCCGGCGGCGGCAUCUCUAGCUACCUGAAGGCCUUUGGCAAGAAGGCGGUGCGGGCGGCCAAGGCGGGGAUCGCCCAGCUGGAACAGGCGCUGGAGGGUUUGGAUCAGUCUGCGGCGUCGUCUGCGUCGUCAUCGUGGGGGCAGCAGCAGCACUCUCAUGCCGGGGGCAGGAGCGGUCCUGGGGGCAGCAGAGGCCACGACGAUGGCGCCGCUAUCAGCAAUGACGAGGCGCUGGCGUGGGCUGUACGACUGGCGGACCUGGCACCGCAUGCACAGCAGCAUGAGCUGUCACAGAUGGCGCCAGCGCUGCGGCGCAGGGUAAUCGAGGUGCUCAGGGAGCAGAUCCGCGUCGAGCAUGAGGCAGCAGCGGCCACCCAGGCGCAAGCGGGUGGAGCAAGCCAGGCAUCGGGACACCUAAACGACGGCUUUGCCCCCGGCCCAUCUUCGGGCGCUGGUUACGGCCACGGAUCAGCGCCGGGGUUCCAGCCGGCGCCUGCGGCUGUUGUGGGGCUGGGUCAUGGCACGCCUGUUCCGCCGUACCGUGGAUCCCAGGACGGCAGCUACGGUCAUCUGGGGACAGAGCGGGAGCGGACGGUGACGGGUGCGGCUGCUGCGCCACCGUCGCCGCCACCGCCCGCUUAUACUGACGCGGACGAGCAUCCGAUGGCGCGGCAGCAGUCGCAGCCGCCGCCGCCCGCCCAUGACCUCUUGGGUAUGGACAGCAUGGAGGGCGGCAACGCCGGCGGAAGCGCCGCCGCUGCUGCUCCGGCCGUUCCUGCUGCUGCCCCUGUGGUUGAGGACUUGCUUGGCUUUGGCGAUGACAGCCAUAUCCCGAAUGGAAGUGGAAGCGGAAGCAUUCGCGCUGGCGGUGUCGUGCCUGCUGCUGCUACUACUGGUGCUGGUCCCGCUGCAGCGCCCGCUGUGGCCGCCUCCACGCCUACAAAGCCCUCCCAGCCGCCCGUCGUCCAGGCGCCGGCAGUCCAUGUCGACGAUAUGGACGAUUUUUUCUCCGGUGGCGGCCGGCAGAGCGGGAGCGGAACGGCAGCCGCCGCCACCUCGAGCACCUCCAUGCACCACAGCUCUUCUGCAGCCAGCCUGGCUGGCCGCGGGGGAGCAGCAACCUCCGCUGCUGCUGUCCCCACCAGCAGUAGCGCUAGCAAGACGUUGGGCGACUUCUUGCACGAUGAUGACCACCACGCCGGCGACCUAGGCGACCUUGACGUGUCGGGCUAUGCGGACCUGUACCGAGGAGAGCAGGGUGACGCUAAUGAGCCGGAGCUGCGGCGGCGGCUGAGGGAGCAGCGCGAGGCUGCCAAGCACGCCAAAAUGAAGGCCGCGUUGGCUGAGAAGAAGGCGAUGGAGGCGGAGGAGGCGGCGCGGCGGGAGCAGCAAGUGGCUCUAAAGGACCAGUACAAGGCCAACAUUGAGACGUGGAAGAACAAGAACAAGGGCAACAUCCGCGGCCUCCUGGGUUCGCUGCACACGGUGCUGUGGGCGGACAGCGGCUGGGCGCCCGUCAGCGUGGCGGACCUGCUGGAGCCAGUGCAGAUCAAGAAGGUGUACAUGCGCGCCAACCUGCUGGUGCACCCGGACAAGGUACGGCAGCGCAACGGCACCCCCGACCAGGUCGCCAUCGCAGACAUGGUGUUCGACGUGCUGAAGGAGGCCUGGAACGCCUUCCGGUAGCCUUCCUCCGGCUGGACCGUGGGUGGAUAGUUGUUAGUGCCGUACGCGGACAUCAUGACCGGCAGGAUCAUGACGAGGGCGGUUUUGUUCUUGGAGCACAGCUGCUGUGCGGAGCCGGUGCAUGUCUCCCUGGACUGAUUGAGGGCACAGCAAGGAGGGAG
This is a messenger RNA of Astrephomene gubernaculifera, 6679 nucleotides long. Lineage: Eukaryota; Viridiplantae; Chlorophyta; Chlorophyceae; Chlamydomonadales; Astrephomenaceae. The record is from the annotation of a GenBank genome assembly.